CUCAACUCAUUUUUUUCUCUCUCUCUCUAGUCUGUGCAUGAUACUUGUCUCUCAAUUUGCUACAUCUUUCUCUUGAUCAAUCUCUUUUCUGACAAGUGAUCAAUAAAAAUGGCAGAACACAAAGUAGCAAGGUUUUCAAGUUGUCGUGGAGUUGCCUUUGAAAUUAAUCCGGAGAAAACAAGUCCAUUUUCAAUAGCAACUACUCCUAUAGUUGAAGCACCAAAAGAGCCGUCUAAUGCAACGUGGGUAUGGCUUCCAUGGACUCAAAAGAGUUCUUUCAAGGUGUUUCCGACAUCUUUAACUGGAUCAUUUCAUAGGUCUCUAAGUCGACCUAGUAAUCAUUUCUGUGACUUAGAUGUCGACGACGAGGAUGAUCAUGAUGAUGAUACCAUUUAUGAGGAUGAAGAAGAAGUAGAUUUAGAGGUCUUCUUUGAAAAAGAUCUCGAGAAACAGAAUUCCGUUCUUAAGACUUCGUUUGGAUCCAAACCAUCCACCAAGAGACAAGAAUCACUGCUGAGGAAAUUACCACCCAAAAAACCUCAAUCUAGACUUUCGAUCAUUUUACUUGAUCAGGGGCUUUUUACCGUCUACAAACGGCUGUUUGUUGUUUGUUUUACGUUAAAUAUUAUCGGAAUAGUUCUCGCUGCAGUCGGGCGUUUCCCAUAUGCAAAAGAAAAGGCUGCUCUCUUUUCUAUUGCCAAUAUACUUGCACUUGUUCUAUGUAGAAGUGAAGCAAUAUUAAGGGUCGUGUUCAUGUUAGCAGUGAAGGUCUUAGGAAGGUCAUGGAUCUCGGUACAAAUAAGAACUGCAACAACUUCUUUUCUUCAAUGCCUUGGAGGAGUACAUAGCGGUUGUGGUGUUUCUGCCAUUGCUUGGUUGAUCUUUGCUCUAAUUCUUACCCUAAAUGAUAGAAACAGCACUUCUUCAGAGAUCAUUGCUGUUGCUUCUUCCCUUUUAUUUCUCAUCGGUCUCUCCCUUCUCGUAUGGGUCUUCAUCGUUCUUACCAAUUCUUAUGAACCAUAUCAAAAAACCAACGACUUCAGUUCAUCCAGAUUCAUCAAAACUCAAGAAUUUUGGAUCACGUUAGUCAUCACUAUUGUUAUCAUCCUCCCAUGGCUAACAGUAAGACGGGUACCCGUUAGGAUAUCUACUCCUUCAAAUCACGCAUCCAUAAUCAAGUUCGAAGGAGGAAUAAAAGCGGGAAUCCUUGGGAGAAUUAGUCCAUCACCAUUCUCCGAAUGGCAUGCAUUCGGAAUCAUAUCAGAUGGAAAGAAUGAACAUAUGAUGUUAGCUGGUGCAGUAGGUGAUUUCACUAAAACCUUAGUUUCAAAUCCUCCAAGUCAUUUAUGGGUCAGAGGAGUUCAUUUUGCUGGUCUUCCCUACCUUGUCAACAUGUACGAAAGAGUUGUAUUAGUAGCAACAGGAUCAGGAAUCUGUGUGUUUCUAUCAUUCCUUUUGCAACCAUCCAGAGCUGAUGUCUGCGUAAUUUGGGUUGCUAAAGGGAUUGAGCAGAAUUUUGGGAAAGAGAUACAACAAAUGAUGAGCGGGUUUCCAAAGGACAAGGUUAUCGUUCACGAUACGGCAGUUCUUGGUCGGCCGAACGUAGCAAAAUUGAGUAUCGAUGCCGCGAAGAAAUGGGAUGCUCAGGUUGUGAUUGUAACUAGCAAUCCCGAAGGCAGUAGAGAUGUUGUCGAUGCAUGCAAAGGUGCUGGGAUUCCUGCUUUUGGACCUAUCCGGGACUCAUGAGUAUAAAAUUAGUUGAACAAUUACUUGAAAUCAGCUAAUUCCUGGGACCAAAACAAAUUGUACCAGGAAUCUUUUUUUGGUCGUCCUACAACUUUUGUGUAUAAUAAUAUAUUUGAUGGAAGUACUUCCGGUAUAGCUAAAUGCAAGUAAGUUUGCUAGGGGAAAUUGGCAAUACUACUACUCCUUGGUUUUUUUCUUCUUGUUAGUUGGACCUUAAGAUACAAGUCUUUAAUUUAGUAGAUGUCCUUUGUCAAACCCGACAUAUUGAAUUAAUUACG
Molecule: messenger RNA, 2024 nt
Organism: Papaver somniferum (opium poppy)
Lineage: Eukaryota; Viridiplantae; Streptophyta; Magnoliopsida; Ranunculales; Papaveraceae
Product: adenylate-forming reductase 06235-like
Exons: 4
Coding region: 109-1746 (545 amino acids)
Source: RefSeq, a predicted model, not a curated record